AGGGGGGGAGGAAGAGAGAGAGGAGGGACUGGUAACUCUCUGCGUGUCUGGAAGGGGGCGAGCUGUCUCCAGACGCAGGUGAUGGGCGUUUCGAGGGCCUGCUAGGAUUUCACUUCGCCGCGAUCUAAGCAAAUAUGCAGAAGUACCGGCUGGUUUAGUGCCGCGAAAGCCGAGGGAGGCGACGCGCCGGAGAGGCGCCUCAACGGCCGGCUGCGAAAGCCCCCUUCCCACCCGCCACCCAAUUUUUCGGAGAGCGAAGGAAGGCGGGAGACAAACCCGACGAGCCUCUCCUGCUCCCCCGUUGCGCCUCUCCCGAGCAGAGCAAGCCGGCGUGCGAAAGAAGGAGAAGCGGUCGAUCGAUCCGUAAAAUAAUACGUUACUAGAGCAGCCGCCGCCGCCCCACCCAGCGCCCGAGCCGGAGAGCACCCCACACCGGUGUGGCGAUUCCUCUGAGGGAUGGUUAUUUUCCCAGCCCAGGGAGGCGGGCUGGGGCUCCUCCUUCUCAGCCCCGUUGAGUUGAAUGCCUGGCGACAGUGUCCGAGACCGCGAUGAGGACCUGGGCAGGAUUUUGGCUCACAGGCUUGUGCUGCUACCUGGCCCUCGUGUCGGCGGAGGAAGCUGCGAUUCCCCAAGAGGUGAUUGAAAGGCUGGCUCACAGUGAGAUUCACAGCAUCCGUGACCUGCAGCGCCUCCUAGAGAUUGACUCCGUAGGAUAUGACGAUGUGUCAGAGACAAACUUGAUAUCGCACAGCAUUCACUCUGCCAAACAUGUGCAAGAAAAUCACCCCAGACCCAUUCGCAGGAAAAGAAGCGUCGAGGAAGCAGUUCCUGCCGUCUGCAAAACACGAACUGUUAUAUACGAGAUACCUCGGAGCCAGAUCGAUCCGACGUCUGCAAACUUUCUGAUAUGGCCCCCAUGCGUGGAGGUGAAGCGCUGCACGGGCUGUUGCAACACCAGCAGUGUGAAGUGCCAGCCGUCGCGGAUACACCACAGAAGUGUCAAGGUGGCAAAAGUGGAAUAUGUUAGAAAAAAGCCAAAAUUAAAAGAAGUCCUGGUGAAGCUAGAAGAACAUAUGGAAUGCACCUGUACAUCAUCGAAUUCUAAUUCAGAUUUUCGAGAAGAAGAAACUGGAAGGCCAAGGGGAAAAGGUAAAAAAUGGAAAAGAAAAAAGUUAAAACCCUCAUAAAAAAUACUGCUGUUCACCAGAUGUAAGGUGAAAAUAAGCUAGAAAACAUUUCUCUCUGGGACACGGAUGUACAUUGUUUGUUACAUUCCUGAACCUACGGUGUAUGGUGCUUUAUUGACUGUAUACUUCAUUCAUUCUCCUGCAUGGGGGGAAAAACUGUCUUAAAAAGAGAGAGAGAGUGAGAGAGAGAGACUUCAGAAGAACAAAGAGACAAUGUACAUUUGUUUAAUAUGACAUCAAAGCAAGUAUUGUAGCACUCUACAAAACAAUACGAAGUUUCCCUGUCCAAAAACAGAAGAGAGAAAAGAUGACGGUGAUGGAGGGAUGCCAGAAGUACUCCAGCAACGUGACAAAAAACAAAACAAAACUAGGUGAAGAGCAGAUUUCCUCUGAGAAGGGCAGUCAAUGGUGCUUCCCCCCUCCCCCAUUUGUUUUUGUCAAGAAAUGUGCCUGCAUUCUUGAUGAAGAUGGAUGGACACUGAUGGACGGACACUGAUGGAGUUUAGGCACACACAACAAAAAGAGCAGGAAUGUAUCAAAUGCCACGGCAGACACUAUAGAAGCAGUGCGAUUUUGCUUGACGGUGUUUUUACGUCUAUACAAAAAAAACCUUCUGGGGCGCCUUAAGUGGAUGUUUUGUUUCUUGUUUUUUUUUUUUUACACCAUAAAGUUAUUAUUAAGCUUUUUUUUUACUCUUUGCCUAGCUUUUUAUUAUCUGUUUGGACUACAUUUACCAAUAACCCAUAUAGAAGACUGCUGUAGCAAUGAUGAAACGGGACACACAGACAAGUAUGGAAUUUCUCCUAGUGGGAUGCAAACUAAUGAGAUGUAUUAAAAUAAAAAUGGUAUACCUAUGCAUAA
This is a messenger RNA of Rhineura floridana, 2048 nucleotides long. It is a transcript of the gene PDGFA, whose product is annotated as platelet derived growth factor subunit A. Gene Ontology annotation, molecular function: growth factor activity; platelet-derived growth factor receptor binding. Gene Ontology annotation, biological process: positive regulation of protein autophosphorylation; positive regulation of ERK1 and ERK2 cascade; positive regulation of phosphatidylinositol 3-kinase/protein kinase B signal transduction. The record is from RefSeq and is a predicted model, not a curated record. NCBI's taxonomy places the organism in Eukaryota, Metazoa, Chordata, Lepidosauria, Squamata, Rhineuridae. The coding region runs from base 549 to 1187 and encodes 212 amino acids. The transcript has 7 exons. Gene Ontology annotation, cellular component: membrane.